GCGCUCUCUCUCUCUCACUCUCUCUCCCACGCAACCAAACCCUAACCCUCCCAACAAUGGAGUUCGCCCGCCGAGGCUGAGCCGCGUCCCCGGUCGACGCCGGCGACGGCGACGGCCUUCGCCACCCCUCCCCGCGCGCGAGAUCGAUCGUGCGGAAUUUGGUGGGAAUUAGUGUGGUUCAGAAACCUAACGGCGGGCGGGUUGGAGAUGCAGCGCAGAUGACGAUGGACGCGCUCCGCCGGGAGCUCUGGGAGGAGAGCAUUCGCCAGGAGCUUAUUGCUGCUGAGAUUGCGGAGCAGCGUGAACUGGAGGCCGAGGACCAGCGCAAUCUUGGAUUGUCCUGUGAGGUGCCAUCGCGAUCCCCUGGAACUUCCAGGUUCCAGCCUUUGCCACAUGGUCGGCUUCGGUUAGAAGAACAGAUGGCGAUGCGCACAGGAGCAUCCGUGUUUAGAUUGCCUGUUAAAUAUCGAAUCGAGGAAUGGUAUUGCCCUCCCUGGCAUAGGACGCUUGCUGAAGAGAAUGCAACAUUUAAUGGGGCCAAGCUGCGGAAAAAACUGUCAUCUGGAGUGAAGAGGAAAAGGAGUGCAGAUACUUUCCAGACAAACAGCAAGAAAUUAUGCGUGCAAAGGAGCUGUGUUGUGCGCCAGAUGAAUACACGCUAUGAGGAGCACUCUUCUGGCCAUAGGCACCAGCCAAACAUUGCAGUUUUGGAGUCAAGAAAGGAAGCUAUUGGGAUGAAGAAAGUAGAAGCAGAAUCCUUAUCUGUCACCCGGUACUGUCCAACAACUUGGAAUUGUGGUAUUUGCCAAGCCAAUUGUUCAUGUGAAAUGGAUUUAAGAAACCAUCUAAGAGGUAGGAGGCACCAAGAGAACGUAGAAGCCCUGAAGAGAGAAGACAUGGAAAUUGAAGCAAAGUUGGAUGGAAAGAAAUUGUCUCAACUUGCUGAGAAGAACCAAAAGUUUGUGCCAGGAUGGAGUCGCAGCACUUGCAAGGCUAUCUGUACAUCUUCAUCUGACUUGGAGAAUCACUUACGGGGCAGGAGACAUCGACGGAAUGUAGACAUGUGAAACUCAAAUAUAAUUCCUCCUGAGAUGCAGUUGCAGACGGAAGAUGUAUUUCCUCCGUGCUUAACUGCAGACCACUGAGAUGCAGUUGCAGACCUACGAAAUAGUUGCUAGAGAUGAUGCUAUAAUACAGGGCACCAGUAAAAAUCUCGAGCAGUAGUUUUUGCUAUUAUUUCUGGGUGACUAAUGAAAUCGUAUCCCGCAUCACUGACAUUAACAGAGAUUCCGAAGCUACAAGAGUGUUUUGACAUCUGGAGGGAUUUUUGGACUCUGAUUAUUUUGUCAUUUACUUUACAUUUUGUUCAUUGCUAAUUGUUACGGCACGCAUGGAAGUACAAAGCAUGAAUUGGCCUUGUUGAAGCAUGAACCUUGUCUUUCUUCUCAUCUGUGUAUAACUGUUUUUAAUAUCCUUCGGCAAAUGCUUUAGUGAGCUGCCAGUCACUGGUGCAGAUCAAUAUGUACAUUUAAAAUAGCAUCCACAUUUUGAAGAAAACGAUGAGCUGGUCAAUCCUGCAGACUUUGC
Oryza brachyantha (malo sina) is the source of this 1587-nucleotide messenger RNA. RefSeq lists its product as uncharacterized. The record is from RefSeq and is a predicted model, not a curated record. Lineage: Eukaryota; Viridiplantae; Streptophyta; Magnoliopsida; Poales; Poaceae. The coding region runs from base 219 to 1067 and encodes 282 amino acids. The transcript is spliced from 3 exons. Gene Ontology annotation, molecular function: zinc ion binding; nucleic acid binding.